AUGCCACUUCCAAAGUACACGAUCCAACCCACGCGGAUAAGUCUUGUCACGAUGCCAGACAAGAUUGACAACGAGCUGGAAUACGUAUCAAACGAGACCCUCUGCAAUCUGAUGCACCAAAUGGCAUCAGUUGCGUCUGUGGCCUCGGAGAUAUUUGAAGAGCUCUCUGCCGACCUGAGCUCUAUCUCUGCGCGUAUGAACCGCGUCGAACAACGCGUGGCAGCCAUUUCCACGACCAUUAAAUCUCUCCCCACGAGCGUGGAAGUGUUGUCUGUUGGACUGCAGAAUCUGUCAGCUCCUGUUUCUGGUGUACGUGAGCAGGAGUUGGACAGCCAAGUUCUCCAUCGCAGCACAAAGCCAGCUUGCAUGCAAGCGCAGUACGAACGGGCUGAGCCCUCGCCUCCACUCCACGUGAUGGAUCCACUCCGCGAUGAUGGCAAAACCACGGCACGCCUCUACUCCGACCCUCGGUUCUUCUUCGACCUCUGGCGCAAAGAGAUGCUGGAAGAUGUCUUCGUUGGCGGUGGUGCUGGUGGCGGCGGAAAGGGUGGCAAAAGGACUCCCAAGAAAAAGCGUCCCAAACCCAAGUCGAAACCGCCGUCUGCGCCGGGUGUGGGCGAGCAGCCACGUCCGGCCACUCCACCGAUUGUGAGUCCACCUGCUUCGGUGUACAGUCAAGGCGGCGGCUGUGGUGGUGGCGCAGAUGGCGGAGGUGGAGCGUCUGCUGAACCUGGUGGUUCGGCAGCAGCUUCGCUACCUCCUCCACCGCCCCCGCCGACAGCUGGUUCGGAGUACGGCGAUCCCGAAGAGGCGCUCACGCAUCCCAGCGAGUGGGUUGGUGGGGUUGCACGCUCCACACCCUUCCCAUACCACCGCCCCGUUGCCUCGCAGCCUGAUGGUGGCCUUCUUGGCAGUUCGUGUGAAUCACCUCCGCCACCACCACCGCCGCCGCCACCUCUGAUGGAUCUGUCGGCUUCUUCCGUCGGUUGUGGCAGUGCCGGCGGUGGAGCCCUCUCUGUCGAACCCAUUCACAGUCUCCCUCCGUACGCACCGUCCAUGUCGCCGCAACUGUCUGGAAGUAGGGACGCUCUGAACGCGAGCGGCGACCUCUUGCCACCGCCGCCUGCCAUGAUGUCGACCAGCUCCGACAACCUCUUGCUCUCGACCUCGUUCCACUCGGAGCACCCACCGCCACCACCACCGCCUCCUCCUCCUCCGCCACCGCCACCUCCUCCACCACCAAUGGCCGAGCCGACACUGACGACGGCGACCAAAACCAUGUCCGGUCUGCCUGGGCCACCGCGCGACCUUCUCUCUGACAUCCGAGCCGGAGGUUUCCGCUUGAAGAAGGUUAGCGAGCGGGAGUUGCCGUCACGGGUUGCAGCCAAAGACUCCAUUGUCAGUCGUGUCUGCGAUGUCUCCGCAAUCUUCGAGAUGGUUAGUCGACGGCGUCAGUGUCUGGAGAAUACCUCUGAAGAUGACGACGACAAGACGAGCGACUCCUGCGGAUGGGAGGACUAG
Molecule: messenger RNA, 1521 nt
Organism: Mesocestoides corti
Lineage: Eukaryota; Metazoa; Platyhelminthes; Cestoda; Cyclophyllidea; Mesocestoididae
Source: the annotation of a GenBank genome assembly